UUUGCAGUGCAUACAGUUAUAUAUUCUGUCUAUAAGGGACCUUUUUUUUCUUCCAUUGUUUGGUUUGUAAAUAAAAAUGUCUGUCAGGUUGUCAGGAAGCUUUUAUACUAGUGCUGACUUUGUUUGACAACAAUCGUUACAACUGCCUAUACAGUGCUCAAUUAAGAGGAUUCCCAAAGAGGAGAGAAGUGCUAAUACUUGACGUAGAUGCCUUAAAGAAAGCUAGGAUGGCAGAGGAGCAGAAAGAAACUUCUCAAAAUGAGACAUCAUCUGAAGUCCUCAAGGGUCCAGUUACUCAGGCAUCCAAAAGUGGUACCAAGGAAGUGUCUUUUCCUGCUUGUGGAGUGACAGGUAAAUGGGAUAAAUCACCUCAUGAAGAACAGGGUUCAAAAAACCUCCAAGUUGAAAAACGCACUUUGCAUGAAGAAACCACUACACCUUGCCCCUCUAAAGCAAUGGUAUCAGUUGGGUCCAAUCCUUCACAAAUCCGACAAGAGUCAUGUGUAGAGCAGCAGUUUUUUGAUGACAGGACAACUGGACAGCCAAGGGAUAGAGUGGACUUCGAUGGCAAGUUCUUGAGUCUCAACAAGACAUCUCCAAAUGGGGGUACAGAUGAUAGCCAGGCUCUUUGUCUUAAGUCUAAAAGAAGGGCAAUGGACACACUAAAUGUCCAAAAAGAUUCCAGAUGCAUCCAACCAAGUGAAAACAGCGGGGAAAAGAGUUCAGAAAGUGAAAUUCAAGAAAUUACCAACUUGGAAAAAAAUAUUUCUGUAUCUUCAGCCAGUGGACUCGUGAUUUCAGUUCAAACUAAUCCCAGAAAAAAAGUUUUGUCGGGGGUCAUACCAGAUGAUUCCAUUUCCAUUGUAAAGGAAAGCAAAAAUAACAUUGAAUCUACAAAAGACAGAAUUGACCAAGCUUUAGAUGAUGACCAUGAUUCUGACUAUGACCCAGAUUCUCCCUGCCAUGGAUCAGAAAGGAAGGGGAAUGAAGGUCAGUUCAUAAAUGAAACAAGAGUAAUUCAUAAUGAUGUGUCAAGCAAGCAAAAUAAAAUCGCAGUUUUGGAGAAAGGUACCCAGACAGAAGCCACCAGAGAGGCGAGCAGUAAUAAAGAGACACAAACAAUAAAGGAGGCAAUGGCUAGUGGUUUAGAUGAGAGGAAAGAAGCACCCAAUAGGAGUAAACCAUCCAAAAUUCCUCGCCCAGUAAAGAAAAGCUUCAUAGAAACACAGAAGAAACCUGCUAUGAUCUGUAUAGUUGGGUCCAGAUCUUCUCAGUCAGGUUUAUGUCAUGAAGAAAAUGAGUGUGAUGUAGAGCAGCCCAUUUGUGAAGUACAAGACAGAGAUGCUGGCAGAAAUUUAGCUGAUGGUGAGAAAGGAAUACCGAGUGGAAAAGCGAAAGCCCAGAAGGAAUCAGAAAAAUGCCUGGAUAUUUCCCAAGCAGAGUUCCAGAAAGGGAUAAACCUUGGCUUAGAGUCAGCUUUUCAAGUUAAAACUGCAACAAGCAGAACAGCAGCUUUCAAGACAAAAGCAUCCAUAACUCCUGCCCCAGUGAAGAAACAACUCAAAAGCCAAGGAGUUAUUAAGAGUGCUUGCAAACCAAGUGGAAAAAGGGGUGGUUCACAAGCAGCAAAAAUUGUGCAUGAUACUCCUCGUCCAAAACCACGUGUCUCUGAAAAAGUUAGUGAUGCUUCAGAUGGCAAGGCCCAGUUGAGAGCUAAUACUUCACCUCCCAUAAUGCAUAGAAAGAGCAAUGCAAUGAGUGGUAAAAAUAGCCCUCAUCAUAGGGUAGGACCUACCCCAAGUACACCACAUGGAGACAAGAAAAGUGAGGAGGCAAGACAGCAUCAGGGCGUGACAGCACGUAGCAAGAAAGGUUACCAUGAUUCUGUGCAGAGAAAAGGGUUCAUUCCAAGAAACAAGGAAAAAGUGGUGACAGGAGACAAGCGUGGUGACUUCCCGCCAAAAGGCUUCAGAGAAAUGCAGAAGAAGCAUGCUAAAUUAUCUAAAGUAAGGUCCACAUCCUCUCAGCCACACUUGGGUCAUGAAGGAAAUGAGACACAAGUACAUGAGACACAUGAUGUUAAGCUGCGCACCAUCACUUCAGUACACAAGAAGGAAUCAUCAGCGACACAAAAUUCUGAUACCAAAACCACUGUUAUUCCACCAAGAAAACAGAUCAGCUUGGCAAAAGAUCAACUUCAGCAAAAGGUUUCUUUUGGGGGUAUAAGGUGGCGUAAGAGUGCAUCAUCUGAGCCACUAGAUCGAGGAAAGAACAAAUCCUGCAGACAAGCAAAGAGCAAGUCGUCCGGUCCAAUGAAAACGGAAAAAGCACCAGGGAGGAACAACUCUGUUGCUGCUAUUUCCAGAGCAGAGGUCAUUGAGGAUAUAACAUGGCAUGACAGUGCAGCAUCUGAGCCUCCAGAUCGAGGAAAGAAGAAAUCCAGCACAAAAGCAAAAAGCAGUUCAUCUACUGCAAGGACAACAGAAGCAACACCAGAAGAGAACAUCUUUACCUCCAAUUCAGGAGAAGUCAUCAAGGACAACAUACAAGGGAGAAGACAAAGGGCAGAGAUCUGUGACUCACAAACUGUACCAACAGCCUUUCAUCAUCAAGUUGAAAGAAACAAUGAAGAGGAGGAGGAAGAUAAAGAAAACUCACAGACUCAACCAAAAACCUUUGGAGAUUUGGUACCUCAGACAGAGGGUUCUCAUUUCAUUCCAAACAUCCCAAAACAACCACCCUUUGCCGAAAUGGACAAUUCGUUUCUACCAGUAGAACACUCUAUCUCGGACAAUAACGUUACAGAAUCUGAUGAUGAGUUAGAUCUAGAGGAGCUUCAACAACUCCUGUAUGGUGACACAUGCAGAGUAUCACAACCUGUUGAGGGAGUGGGGUCAGAUUUUGAUGCAGACACCCAAGGUAAAAGUACAAGAUCUGGAGGAGGUGAGAUUAAUCGUAACCUGGCACUAGGGACCAGUUCAAGAUUAAACCAGGCCACCAGAGGGAAGCAUGGUGCGAAGAAUGUAGCUGAAGUAUAG
This is a messenger RNA of Lingula anatina, 3038 nucleotides long. RefSeq lists its product as uncharacterized. Lineage: Eukaryota; Metazoa; Brachiopoda; Lingulata; Lingulida; Lingulidae. The record is from RefSeq and is a predicted model, not a curated record. Gene Ontology annotation, molecular function: DNA binding.